CACACACCUGCACACCUCUCUGAGGUCAAGAUUCAUCUGCACACACUGAUAAAGUAGGAUCCACACCUACAGUCCUUUCAGGUUGACAUCGUCAUGUUCCGCAGUGUGACAUCUGACCUGGUAGUACUUAUGUUGCCUGUGGUUCUGUUGGUGUUGAUAAUGCCCCUUUGUUGGAGCUUUCAAGCCCUGAGUCCUGGCUGCCAUCUCUACCCAUUUAAUGUGACCAUACGGACAGACAAACGUGGAACAUGUCGAGGAACCCAAAUAGUAUAUGCUUGUGUGGGCUACUGUGAGUCCAGCGCUUUCCCCUCCCGCUACUCUGUAUUGCUGGCAUCCAACUUUACUCACAACAUAACUUCUGCUUCCCGCUGCUGCACCAUUAGCAAGGAUACCAAGGUCAAAGUACGUCUGCACUGUCUGCAAGGCCGUCACCAUGAUGAUAUUGAGAUCUUGACUGCGCUUGCCUGUCAGUGCAACAUGUGUCACAAAUCCCGUUAUUGACACUCUACAUUAAAUGACUCAUGGUGUACUGUAGAGAUAAGAGCAGCGUGCAAUUAUAAAAAUAUGUAUAAAUUAACAGAAAUAAUGCUCUGAUUUUACCAUUUUCAGUCCACUUGUAAAAAUACUGUAAACUCAACAACUUAAAUACACAUAGACGACACAAAGUCUUCAUCUUUUAAGAAGAUUAAUUUUGAAACAAUGAGUGUAAUAGUGAGGGAGGCAGGAGUGAGUGUAUGAAAGUGGAGUCAAAGCACAAUGACCAAAAGACAACA
This is a messenger RNA of Xyrauchen texanus (razorback sucker), 773 nucleotides long. RefSeq names its product glycoprotein hormone subunit alpha 2 (gene gpha2). NCBI's taxonomy places the organism in Eukaryota, Metazoa, Chordata, Actinopteri, Cypriniformes, Catostomidae. Gene Ontology annotation, cellular component: extracellular region. The transcript is spliced from 4 exons. Gene Ontology annotation, biological process: cell surface receptor signaling pathway. Gene Ontology annotation, molecular function: hormone activity; hormone receptor binding. Bases 94 to 501 code for a protein of 135 amino acids. The record is from RefSeq and is a predicted model, not a curated record.